AUGUUUAAAGAAACGAACGUUCUUCGUAAACAAACUUUUGGCAAAAUGUUGGAAUCCGAUCCAAAUGAUCAACAAGAUUUAUCCUUUCGAUUCACAAACAAGUCUCAAUUCAUCCCUGCAAAUCAGGAUCCAAUGACCUCGGGUAACAACUCUCCAUACAACGCGCCAUGGUAUCAAUCUUCCCCAUUUUCGACGGCCUCAUCGGGCCAAACAUCAGCAUAUCCGACUCCUUCACGAGACCAAUAUUCCUCGUCCCCGUUAUCGAAAUCUCCAUGGUCCUCUCACGUGGCUCUGCCAGCGAUGGAUAAUGGCAGUUGUUCUUAUACGGGACUAAUAGGGUCCCUUGUACGUGAAGAGGGUCAUAUAUAUUCAUUAGCUGCUUCCGCGGAUUUGCUGUAUACAGGUUCAGACAGCAAGAAUAUCAGGGUCUGGAAAAACCAGAAAGAAUUUACUGGUUUCAAAUCAAACAGUGGAUUGGUUAAAGCUAUUAUAAUAGCCGGCGGAAGAAUUUUCACCGGCCAUCAAGAUGGGAAAAUCAGGGUAUGGAAAGUCUCCGGCAAGAACCCUAAUAUUCAUAAGCGGAUUGGAACAUUGCCAACUUUUAAGGCUUACAUAAAAAGUUCAUUCAAUCCGAAAAAUUAUGUUGAAAUCAGACGACAUCGUAAUGCAGUUUGGAUCAAACAUUUCGAUGCCAUUUCGUCUCUCAGUAUAAGCGAUGACAAAUCGUUGUUGUACUCUGGUUCUUGGGAUAAAACGUUUAAGGUUUGGAGAGUUUCAGAUUUCAAGUGUCUGGAAUCAAUAAAAGCUCACGAUGAUGCAGUAAACUCCAUUGUUGCAGGCUUUGAUGGAUUAUUAUUCACAGGUUCAGCAGAUGGUACUGUUAAGGUCUGGCGAAGAGAAUCACAAGGACAGGGAAGAACAAAACAUAAUUUCUUAAAAACGUUGUUGAGACAAGAAUGUGCAAUAACUGCACUGGCUGUCGACCCAUCUGCCAUUGUUUACUCAGGAUCAUCAGACGGGCUUGUAAAUUUCUGGGAGCGCGAUAAGUUACUUUCUCAUUGUGGAGUUUUAAGGGGCCAUAAACUAGCAGUCUUGUGCUUGGCCACAGCAAGAAAUCUAGUGUUCAGUGGAUCAGCCGAUGCAAACAUUUGUGUAUGGAAAAGGGAAGAAGGAAAUCAUAUUUGUCUGUCCGUGUUGAUCGGCCAUGGUGGUCCGGUGAAAUGCCUGGCAGUUGAGGAUAAGGGAGCCUCCGCGGAUGGCCAUAGGCAGUGCAUUGUGUACAGUGGAAGUCUUGACAAGUCGGUGAAGAUAUGGAGUGUCGCGGCCGUGGAAACAAAACAACCACAACAUUCUCAAAUGGACGUCUAUGAUUCGCCUUACGAUGGCAGGCAAAGACAAUGGUGA
Molecule: messenger RNA, 1404 nt
Organism: Fraxinus pennsylvanica
Lineage: Eukaryota; Viridiplantae; Streptophyta; Magnoliopsida; Lamiales; Oleaceae
Source: the annotation of a GenBank genome assembly